AAACUGAUGCUUCCACGCAGCAAACACAACAUCGAGAUCCAAAGUAUUGGUGAGUCUUCCACUAAUAUCAAGUAUAAGACUUCUAUUAAUAUCAAGUCGCAAACGACAGGGUUUGAGCUACCGCUUACUUUUUGCAUUACGUCACAUAUCGCCUAUCAACCGGAACUGGAGAUAGAUAUAUCGUCAUGGCAUAUACCAUCAAAUAUUGUGCUUGCGGAUGAUCAAUUCCACAAAUCUAAGAAAAUCGACCUGCUUUUGGGUACAGAGAGCUUCUUCAGUUUGCUUUCUGUAGGACAAAUUAAAUUUGGUAAUAACCUUCCUAUUUUACAGAAAAGCCUGCUGGGCUGGGCCGUUUCUGGACGCUAUCGUCCGAACUCUAAUGCUCUAAAUACCAAAUACUUGCUUGCCUGUAAGGAUUCUAUAGAUUCAAGGUUGGAAAAGUUAUUCCAGAUUGAAGAAGUUGAAACAAAGUCUGACGUGUGGACUCGUGAGCAACACAGCUGCGAAAAACUAUAUAAUGUCACCGUUCCUCGGAGCGCCAAUGGUCGGCUUAUAGUAAAAAUUCCGUUCAAAGACGAUCCGGCCUGCUUAGGUGAAUUAUACACUACAGCCUUGCGAGGAUUUAAUGCGCUAGAACGUCGGUUACAACGGUCCCCUAUCCUCAGGACACAGUACGUCGCAUUAAUGGAUGAGUAUGAGAGUCUAGGCCAUAUGCAAGCAGUGCCCAACCCGGAAUUGAACGAAUCUCAGUACUUUAUCCCCCACUAUUGCGUUUUGAAGCCGAAUAGCACAACCACGAAGCUAAGAGUUUUCUUCGACGCAUCUUGUCGAAAAACUAUGCAGAAAUCGAUAAACGACAUCCAAAUAGUCGGACCUACUAUCCAAAGCGUGAAAAU
Rhagoletis pomonella (apple maggot) is the source of this 896-nucleotide messenger RNA. RefSeq lists its product as uncharacterized. The record is from RefSeq and is a predicted model, not a curated record. Lineage: Eukaryota; Metazoa; Arthropoda; Insecta; Diptera; Tephritidae. The annotation marks the transcript as partial. The transcript has a single exon.